Molecule: messenger RNA, 3737 nt
Organism: Schistosoma rodhaini
Lineage: Eukaryota; Metazoa; Platyhelminthes; Trematoda; Strigeidida; Schistosomatidae
Source: the annotation of a GenBank genome assembly
AUACUAAAUCCAGAGUAAGAGCUUAUACAAAUACCGAAGUGUUCCUUACAAUAUGUUAGAACUGCGUGUAUUAAUUAUGAAGCAGUGCAUGAAAUCAUGUUCCAGGACAUCAGGAAUUCCGCUACAUUACAUAGUUAUUCUAAUCUGAUCCGUACUUAAGGUCAUCCACACGUUCGUUUAAUUGAUGAUAAUUCUCGUUUUCGUUAAAACAUAAAUGCUAAUUAAUUGAGCAGUUGCCAAGCAGCUUACAGAGGUGAGUACAGGUUUGGUGAAUACUUAUCAUGUGGCAAAUUUCAUUUGUCUAAUUUAUGUGUCUUUUGUCAUACCAAAUGCUGUAAUUGGUGUAAAACGGGACACAUGUACUCGGUUUGUAAAACUACUACUCAUUUAACCACUAAGAAUAAUGAGCACUGUAGUUCGACUUUCAUUAAGUUAGGUGUUUCUAAUGAUUAUUUAUCUUUAUCCACCAUCUCGAAAGGUAAUGUUCAUAUUCAGUUGUGAUUAUGUACCUCCCCUGGUUCACUCCAUGACUUCAUUGUUGACAUAGGAAGUAUGGAGUUCAUUAUUUCAUUCAAAAACUUAGAACCUUUAGAUUACAACGCUGAAGUAUAACUCACUGAAGUUACAGUAUUGUGGAUUACUGAACACAAAUAAGGCGGCCUGCUUGAAUACCUGGGCUACCUGUUUUCUGCCAUCUAAAUAUUUCAACAAGUUAUCUGGGUGUUUUUUUUAAUUUGUUUUAACCUAUCAUUAUGUCUAUUAAUCGCAUAACCUACACAGGCGCGUUUAUAAAAUGCUUACGUCCUUUCGCUGCAAAAAUUACAAACAAGCACAAUAAGAGACAUCGUGGUGGUUGGCAAUAUGCUUUAAAGAGAAUAAACAUCAAUCAAAUGUCGAUUCCCGAGCUACUUAACUCUAACUGUCGAUCACUAAUUAACAAGGUGGACUAUCUCCAAUUUCUGCUAAGUCAAAACAUGUAUCGUAAUUGUGGUGUCAUCACAAUUCAAGAAUCUUGGUUAACUGACUUACAGGAUGAUUGCUUAGUGUCAUUACGUGAUUUUAAUAUCUAUCGUCAGGAUCGAUCAAACAAUAAAAAGACUUGUGGUGGCGGAGUAGCUACGUUUGUAAACGUUAACUGGUGUAGAUCUACUUUUGCCUGUUUCAAGUUUUCAAACGACUUUAUUGACUGUCUAACUUUAAGGUGCCGUCCAAAACACCUGAAUAAAUACAAAUAUAUUUAUGUUACCAAUAUCUACAUGACUCCAGACUGCACAUCAUCUGCGCUAUCUGUCUUCACUGAUAAAUUUACUGAAUUCGCCGUUACUGCCUUCAGUGAUUCACUUUCAAUUGUAUGUGGUGAUUUCAAUUCAUGUGACUGUAGCUUCCUUACAUCACUAGGUCACUAAAUGUAGUAGAUUUUCCUACUCGUUUGAAUUCUCAUCUAGACUUGGUUUUCAUUAAUGAUGUGGGUGCCUAUGUGACUCGCAAACGUGCUCCAUUGUCUAGUUCGGAUCACUGUAUAAUUCGUGUCUUACCUAAAGUAUAUGGUAAACAUGGAAAGAGUACACACAUACACCAUACCAAAAAAGUAAUAUAUAGGAAUUACUCAGAAGAAAAUUUACAAAAUCUAAAAAACAUGUUUCGUACGACUAACUGGGAAUUAUUUACAGAUGACUCAAUAGAAAACACAACGGAUGUUAUCACCUCUUAUCUUAAAUUCUGUUUUGAUAUUUGCUGUCCUACCGAAACCUUCUUUUUAAGUUUUGAUCGACUUACAUCUCCACAACUAAAACGACUACGGAGGGUAAAAGAAAGGAUGUACAAGGAGAAAAACACUAUUGAAGUUCGUAAGUUAAAUGAUCAAGUAAACCAAGAGAUUAGACGUCUCAACUGUGUGUUCACUCAAAAACUUCUAUCUUGCAGAAGCUCUCCAAGUAUGUGGAAACUCUUUAAAGAAAUUACAGGGGACAGGCAGACUAGAAGCGAUAACCAGCUAAAUGUUUGUGACUUAAAUAAGUCCUUUAUUCAACAGUCAUCUGACAUCAUGCUCCCUAUAUCCAAGGGUUUGAAGAAUAAUUGUGUCCCCAGUUUCACUGAAAAUGAUGUCUGGAAAUGUCUCCAGUCUCUGAAUUCAUCCCAAUGUUUAGGACCUGAUGGUAUCCCAAACCUCCUUUUUAAAAAAUGUGCCGAUGUUUUAUGUUAUCCAUUAAUGAAUAUCUUCAACAGAUCCUUCUCAACUAAUGUCUUACCGAAAAUGUGGAGAAAGAUAAAGGUAAUCCCUAUACCUAAGAAAACUCCUGGUGAUAAAAAUGCGAAACUUAGACCCAUAGCAAUAACCUCACCUUUCCUCAAAAUAAUGGAAAAAUUACUGAUACAACCACUUCAACCUGUAAUAAAAGAGCACUGUGAUCCAUAUCAGUUUGCUUACAAAUGCAAAAGAAGCACAUUAGAUGCCGUUGCUGUUCUGCAUCACAAUAUAGUGUUCGGGUUGGAAAAGGGUAAGAAGUAUGUUAGAUGCGCUUUCCUGGACUUUACUUCUGCUUUUGAUUCUAUUCCAAGACACCUCUUACUUAACAAGCUGAUCAGCGUCGAUACUGACAGCUGGAUAACCAAUUGGCUAUGUUCCUACCUUUCUGGAAGAGAACAGUACACUGUACUUGAAGGAAAGUGUUCAACAUCUCUACUGUCUACUGUAGGUGUGCCACAAGGAGCUGUUCUUUCACCUGUGCUCUUCUCUUUCUUUUUGCAUGAUCUGCCAUCUUCCACAGAAAACACUUUUGUAAAAUAUGCGGACGACCUCACCGUAUGUAUGCCAAUUUCUACCUCCUUACAUCCUAUAGAAAUGAAUGUCUUUUUAUCUCGUAUUGAAAGGUGGUCUGUUGGUAAUGGUCUCUUACUCAAUCCAUCUAAAUGUCAAGCUGUUAAUUUUAGCUUGAGACAUGGACAGAACCUAUACUCUAUGUUGGGAUCCCAUAAUGCUUGUGCCAUUGGAGACUCCUUAAUAAACACAGUGUCGAAGGUCAAAUAUCUUGGUGUUAUUUUUUCCUCUGAUCUUUCUUGGUCUUCUCAUGUUUUACUAUUAUCGAAAAAAGUUUACCGCUUGACAUACUACAUAAAGAGGCUGCAUGCUUUUGGGAUUACUCGCCAUUUACUAUUACACUUUGUAAAUUCCUGCAUAUUACCUAUUAUUCUUUACUGUUCUCCAUUAUUCUUUCCCGGGCUUUUGAGAAAAGACUUUGCUGUUUUACGGAAAGUGCUGAAGGCAGUUUGCAAGGUGUGUGGUGAAUCUCUUGACGUUAUUAUUAAUAUGCUUGUGGAUAGACAUCUUAAGUCCUGCAAACUCCUAGCAGGUGUUAUCUUAUCAGAUACUAAACAUCCCCUUUAUUCAUAUCUUUCUCCUUGUAUAUCUUCUGGUAGAACGAGACGUAAAUACAUUAAAAUUCAUGCACGCAAGCAAAUCUAUAAAAGUUCUGUAAUACCUUACUUAGCUAAUUUACUUUGUGACGAACAGGCUGUUAGAGUUGACCUAGUAAAUAACCUGUCUUCUUAAGCAUGUCUCAUAUUCGAUAAUUUGUAUAAAAUCAGAUUUUCUUAAACCUUUUUUAUAUUUUAUUUCUGUUUUUUGUUGUGUUUUUUUUGGUUUUAUUUUUUUGGGAAAAAACUUGUUGAAAUAACUCGUGCUGAGAAUUCUAUAUUGUACCAGAUUAUAAUAUAGAAUAAAGCCAUUAAUAAUAAUA